Stomoxys calcitrans (stable fly) is the source of this 948-nucleotide messenger RNA. RefSeq lists its product as uncharacterized. Lineage: Eukaryota; Metazoa; Arthropoda; Insecta; Diptera; Muscidae. The record is from RefSeq and is a predicted model, not a curated record. The coding region runs from base 6 to 941 and encodes 311 amino acids. The transcript is spliced from 3 exons.
AUUGAAUGAAGCGAUUUUGUUUUUGCCAAGUCCAAAAGAGAAAGAUGCAAUCAAUAAAACUGGUUCAAUGUGUAGUGGUGGUAUUUUGUGUGGCAUUAAUACAUUUGCCAGGAGUUCACAUGGACACAGAUGAAGAUGAAACUAAUGUCAGCGGACGCAUAAUUUAUGAUCAACGUCAAAGUGGAAAAUACAAUAUACAUGUUGUUAUAAAAGAUGUGGCCAUUAUUGAAAUGGGUCAAAAUGAAAUCGAAGAUUCUAGCUACAACGAUGAGGACUACUAUUACGAUGACAACGAUUUAACUGUCAAACCCAUUACUCUCAAUCCUCCAACUUCAACUUCUACAGCGCAAAUACCUACAUCCACAACCACCACCACGACAUCAAAGAGUGAAGAACAUUCAACAACGCCUAACAUGGAAUCAGAAUCUUCCACUAAACAAGCAACUACCGAAAGUGAAACAACAUUUCCAAAACAGCAAAAAGAUGAAACGGCAACAUUGACCCCAGCAACCAUAAUAUGGAAUACAUUAUCAUCAAUUAUUUCCAAAAAACCCAUAAAAGAAGAAUUAUCACCCCCAUCACCAACUCCAUUUUCAAAACACAGUAAUGCUCAUGUAAGACCCCGCAGCAAAGUUGAGCCAAUUUAUGCCAUUGAUGAGGAAUCUAAGGCUAGAGAAGACUCCGUGCCCAUAGAUGCUGAGCCGAAGCUUAUGAAAAAUUCCAAAAUAUUUAAAGUAAAAGUUCAUAGAUCACCCUAUCCACCACAUCACUAUUCGCCAUUGAAGAUACAAUCAAGACGCUGCCGUUCGAAUCAAUAUAGAGAUAUAAGUGGCAAUUGUCGCACCAAGAGAUCGCCUUCCAGUUCACUAUUAAAUCGCCUGUUCCACAUGUUGGUUACAUUACCCUUCGUCCAUGGCGAGCAGCAUCAGAAUGAAGACUGAAUCUAAA